Molecule: messenger RNA, 3476 nt
Organism: Amphiprion ocellaris (clown anemonefish)
Lineage: Eukaryota; Metazoa; Chordata; Actinopteri; Pomacentridae
Product: protein NLRC3-like
Exons: 6
Coding region: 228-2801 (857 amino acids)
Biological process (GO): regulation of apoptotic process
Source: RefSeq, a predicted model, not a curated record
CAGAAGAACAAGCCUUUCAACGCAGGAGCAUCUGUUUUCACACGUUUAGUGAAAAGGCGUGAGCACUUCCUCUUUCUAUAUUUAUUAUGUACAGUAUUGUGUCACAGCUCUAGAUGAGAGACACUUAUUUACAGGAUUCCUCUGGACUAUCCUAAGUGUGACUCAAGAUGGUGCAACUCCUGUCAUCAUCUUUGCUGACUUUUACUGAGGAUUAUUUCUGAUCAGUUAUGGUGGAGACGGAUGUUUCUAACUCCUGUUUGACAACGCUGAGGAUACUGCGAGUUUCCCUCGUGGAUGAACUGGAAGGACACAUCAACUCCCUGCUGGACGUUUUAGUGAGUCGUGAAGUGUUCACUCGAGAUGAUCGUGAGGUCGUGUUGUGUCAGCUGGGGCCUCGGGCGAGAGUAAGAAAGGUGCUGGAUAUAGUGGAAUGUAAAGGCGAGGAAGCAGCACAGGUUUUUCUGUCUGCGAGGAGUCAUCAGCACUCCAAGGAGGGGAGCACAGAUCAGCCUCAAUCCAUAGAGUAUAACAAAGUCAAACAGAAGCACAAAGAUGUCCUCAGGCGCAGGAGUGAGAGCAUGCUUUUCUACAACACCCGACACGGAGAGAAAAUCCUUUUUUCCGAACAUUAUGUCAACCUCCUGUUAGUCGACGGACACCAGGGCUUAGAGAUUAAAAGACACGAGGUGCUGACCUUCGGACAAAAGCGACUAUCUCUGCAGCAGAAGUCUGCAGUGCGCAGGAAUAUCUCACCAGCCGAACUGUUCUCGAGUGCAAACGGAGUUCGUCCGGUCAAGAAAGUUCUGGUGACUGGGGUGGCUGGAAUCGGGAAAACCAUCCUGGUGCAGAAGAUGUUGUUCGAUUAUGGGAGAAACAAUGACCACCUUGCAUUUGACUUCAUCAUCCACAUGACCUUCAGGGACUUGAAUCUGAUUGAUAAGCCUACAAAUUUCAGGGAGUUGGUGUUGCGUAAAAACAGGCACCUUGCUAAAGUGCUGGAUAAUAUCUUGGCUAACGACAGCAAACUGCUCAUCAUCCUGGACGGCUUCGAUGAGUUCAGACACUACAGGAGCUGUGAUGUUGACAUAUUUGUGACUGAGCCAGAUGAAGAUGCAGAGGUGAAGGAGGUUUUCGGUAGUUUGAUGCUGGGUGAGCUGCUACCCAACGCCUCUGUCAUGCUCACAAGUCGACCUGCAGCCAUCAACCACAUCCCUGUGGGCUGCAUCGACCGCUUCGUCCUCAUCACUGGCUUCUCCUUGGCUGAAGUUCAAGACUUCUUCUUACGUUACUUCCAAGACAGCGUGCUUGCUGAGCGCAUGUUCACAGUGGUCUCGGCAAACGAACUCAUGCUGACGCUGUGCUACAUACCUGCAUUUUGUUACAUCGUGUGCUGCAUCCUCAAGGAAAGCAAAGAUCUCUCUGGAGAAAGCCCCAAGACCAUGACGGAUAUUUAUGUGCAGUAUCUGGUGGCGUUGCUUCGCUCUCACACCCAAGCAAGAGCCGAAACGUUUCUUCAAGACCAGAAAACAGGAACCAUCCAGCAGUUGUCUGAUAUUGUGCUGAAGCUGGGCAGACUCGCCUUCCACAAGCUAAUGGAGCACCAAACGUUGUUCUACACCAGUGAUCGAGAUGUUGAAGCGUUAGAAGGAAGCAGCCUUGUUAGUACUUUCCUUGACAAGACAGUUGCACAAGAACCCGGCUGCACUGAGGAGGUUUUCUCCUUCGCUCAUCUGACAGUUCAAGAGUUCUUUGCUGCUCUUUACUGUGCAGUGACGGAUCAAACUUUACCUGAUGCACUUCAGACCUCAGGAGAGGCAACAAACAACGGACACCUGGACCUUUUCAACCGCUUCCUCUGUGGAAUCCUCUCCGAACGCAAUGCUACUUUUCUGUCCAGGCAGGUGGGAUUGUGUUGCACCAAAGAAAAAGUGGAAACCUAUCGAGAGAAAAUCAUCACAGAGCUCAAGAUGCUGUGUGAGAAUGGAGCUCAUGUUCUAAACUGCUUGCACUGCCUGUUUGAGCAGCAGGACUCCUCACUGGCUGCCGCCGUGCAGCCGAGGACACUACGAGUGAACGUUAGCGAUGAAACACUCUCUCAGAUGGACUACAACGCCAUCAAGUACUUCCUAAACCUCACAAAGGGUAAAAUAUCAGAGCUGGAUCUUACAGGGACUGGAGUGAGCUGUGAUGCACUGAGAGAUAUUCAGCCACUGCUGCUCAGAUGUGAGAAUCUUUGGCUCGGAGAAAACACCCUCACUAUGGAAUCUGUACAGGUCAUUGCUGAUGUGCUGCGAGUGUCAGAAACCAUCACCCACCUUGGGCUUGGAUGGACAAACAUUGGUGAUGAUGAAAUACUGACACUUAGUAGUGCCAUACGGGUGAAAAAAGAACUUCAAGAACUGUGGAUGGAGGGGAAUCGAGUGAGCUACAGAGGUCUGCUGUCAUUCAGUGACUUGACUCCAGAUCCUCUGAAAAGAGUUGUUGCCAUAUGGAAUGACCUGGAAGGCUCAGGAGCUGCGGAAGUGUGCGCCCAAGAAAGCAUUACAGUGGAUUUCACAGAUGAUGACAUGUGGGAAGCGUGGGGGCAAUGGGUGUUCAGAAGGUGUGAGGUCAGCAGCAACGAGAAGUUAGUCACGGUGCUCCCCAAAGUGUGCAACAUAUCAGCCCCAUGCUUGGAGGCCCAGUGGGCCAAGACCUUCUACAACCAGCUGGCACAGCUCAUCAAGAGCAGGAUUGAGGCCUGCACCGAGGACGACAUGUGCAAGAAGCUCAGAAAGUUUGACAGCAUUUUGAACCUAUGAUGAAAACUGAACCAGUCGAUGUAAUGAGCUUAUUUUCAGUAAAAUGCAACUUGGAUCCUUUAAAAAAAAAAAAAAAAAGUUGCUUCCACUAUUGUAAACCUUGUGGUGUUUUUUGAGGAGAGCCAUGCUGGAAAAGAUAUAAAAGAGUGAUUGCAAAUUCCCAAGCAGGUCAGAUAUCUUCUAAUGAGUUUACUGAGAUGCAUUUUGUGAUUUUUUUAUUUGGUGAGUCUCCUGAGAUUGAAGUGAUACAGUGGAGAAAUAAUGAAAUGCUACGCUUGCUAAAGUAAAAAAUGCAAUUAAUCUAGUCAAAUGAAAAAAAGUAACAACUGGCCCGUACGGGGAUCGAACCCGCGACCUUGGCGUUAUUAGCACCACGCUCUAACCAACUGAGCUAACCGGCCACGUUGUCAUGUUUCGAUAAAACUGUUUUUCAAUCAUAAAUUUCACCGUGUUACCGUUUUAUUACCGGCUAUUUAAGGCUACUAUUUAUCAAUUUUUAGAUUUAUAUAUUUAUUUUUUUGCAUUGAUGUUUCCUUGUGAUUAGCUGGGGCUUAUUUUUAUGAUGGACAUUGUAUUUAGUUGUCAUAUGCGUAAUAUAAGUUUCAUUUAAUUUUAUUUUUUACAAUAUGUGACUGUAUUUUUUAAUAAGUGGCGCACAGUUUUGUUUUUAUUAAA